Molecule: messenger RNA, 840 nt
Organism: Lecanosticta acicola
Lineage: Eukaryota; Fungi; Ascomycota; Dothideomycetes; Mycosphaerellales; Mycosphaerellaceae
Source: the annotation of a GenBank genome assembly
AUGCAACCCUGGGCCUUGGUAUCUCCAGCGUCCCGAGGCAUUGGCCUUGAGCUCGUCCGUCGACUGCUGCAGACCACCGACGUGCCGGUGGUAGCAACGGCCAGAAAGGAUUUGGACCAGACCAGAGAGAAAGUACUCUCCGGGCUACACAAUGUCAAGGAGGAUAGACUGCAUCUGCUGAAGCUGGAUGUGCUGGGUGAGACACGUGUAGCAAUGUCACCUGGAAACAAUGCUUACGUCCCAGCAGAGGAAGACAGCGUUGCCGAAGCGGCCAACAAAGUGGCAGAGAUCUACCCCAAGAAAGAAUCCUACCUUCACCUGUCCCUCGCCGUCGCCGGCUUGCUCUUCCCGGAGAAAGCGCCGACACAGAUCAACUACGACGAUGCCCUCCUGACCUUUCGCACCAACACGCUGGGACCUAUGCUUCUCCUGAAGCAUUUCUCGCCGUUUCUGCCGCGAAAGGCAACGAAGAUCGACGACCUCGAGGGCCUUCCCAAGAGCGCGGUCUGGGCCAACAUGUCUGCUCGCGUGGGCUCCAUUGGCGACAAUCGGCUCGGCGGGUGGUACAGCUAUCGCGCUUCCAAGGCGGCGGUCAACCAGUUGACAAAGUCCUUCGAUAACUACCUCCGUACGAGCGCGGGCGAUAACGCAAUGAGUAUCAGUCUACAUCCGGGCACGGUGAAGACGGGGCUGAGCAAGGAGUUCUGGAACAACGUCAAGGAAGACAAGCUGUUCAGCACCGAAUUCGCGGCGGAGAAGCUCAUGGAAGUGAUCAACAGCCGCAAGAUGGACGAGAGAGGCAGAUGCUGGGAUUGGAAAGGCGAGGAAGUUCCCCCUUGA